AUUAAUUUUAUAAAUUCAUAAUCAUAUAUUUCAUUUAUCCAGUGCAGCAUUAUAUCCAUGUUUAAAAAGUACAUAUUAUCCAGGUUUACACAGUACAACAUGUAUCCAGGUUUAUACAAUACGACAUUAUAUCCAGGUUUAUACAGUACAACAUUAGUUCCAGGUUUAUUCAGUACAGUACACCAUUAAAUCCAGGUCUACACAGUACAACAUUAUAUCCAAGUUUAUACAGUACAAUAUUAAAUCCAGGUCUACACAGUACAACAUUAAGUCCAGGUUUAUUCAGUACAACAUUAGAUCUAGGUUAAUACAGUACAGUGCACCAUUAAAUCCAGGUUUAUACAGUACAACAUUAGUUCCAGGUUUAUACAGUACAACAUUAUAUCCAGGUUUAUACAAUACAACAUUAUAUCCAGGUUUAUGCAGUACACCAUUAUAUCCAGGUUUAUACAGUACAGUACACCAUUAAAUCCAGGUCUACACAGUACAACAUUAUAUCCAGGUUUAUACAGUACAAUAUUAUAUCCAGGUUUAUACAGUACACCAUUAUAUCCAGGUUUAUACAGUACAACAUUAGAUCCAGGUUUAAACAGUACAGUACACCAUUAUAUCCAGGUUUAUACAGCACACCAUUUUAUCCAGGUUUAUACAGUACAAUAAUAUAUCCAGGUUUAUACAGUACACCGUUAUAUCCAAGUUCAACAUUAUCUCCAAGUACAACUUUAUAUCCGGUAGCUAUUGUCUCCCUGCAACCGGUGUUAAAUGGACGAAAUCUACGAUGCUCUAGGUCCGAAGAGAACCACGGAGAAUAAAAAGUAACCGAGGAUGAAAUCUUGAAACGGCCUCCAGUAGUUUACCUAAACCCAGAGAGAAGACAGGACGGUUCUAUAUGAAACCUGGAUUUGAAAUAAUGUUUGUUGCAACCACAUUAUAAAGUUAAAUUUAUUGUCGGACAAAAAUUGAAAUUCAAGUGUUCAUUUUAAAUAAACAUAGAUUAUGUUCAUUCGACAUUAUAAUAAUGAUUCCAAGUGAUGAUCUCUGAAAUUGCUGGAUUGUAUGAUAAGGAUUAUUAUAUCUUAUCAGGGAGCAGACAAGAAGGAUUAAUAGAGUUCACAACAAGGUUCAAAGAAAGGCCCUGUCUCCAGGUCCAAGAGGAGCCUGGGGGAGAUAAACCAAGGUUUAUCAAAUCGUCUCCUGGUGCUUGAAAGAGCUGAGCUCCGUGUCCUCCAGGCGGUUCAAAGAGCUGAGCCCCGUGUUCUCCAGGUGGUUGAAAGAACUGAGCCCCGUGUUCUCCAGGUGGUGGAUAAAUGUGGAAACCAUGCUGAUCCUUCUACUUCUCUCCAGUAUCAACCUUGCAUACGGAUACUGUCCCAGAGGAUGCAGUUGCAACAAUACCGAUCUCUGGGUGUACUGCACUCGCUUCAGUCUGGAUAUGGUUCCUAUUACACUGAAUCCUCACAUCACCUCCUUCACCAUCAUAAACUCAACAAUCUCAAACCUCACCGAAGGGUUCCAAUUUUACGAAGCUUUACUCCACUUGGAUUUCUCCUGCAACAGAAUAGAAUCCCUGGCUGAUGGAGUUUUCUCAAACCAGGAUAAACUGAGAAGACUGGAUCUCAGUUUUAACAAGAUUCAACAACUCUCCAACAGAACCCUCCUAGGUCUAGAGAACCUGGAGAACCUAAGAUUAGCUGGCAAUCAACUCUCUACCCUGGAGCAGGGUUGGCUGGAACCCUGUUCUAAUUUAGUUUAUCUUGAUCUCUCGGAUAAUAAUCUUAAACUGUUGGACGAGUCGGUUCUCUCCGGAGCAAGGAACCUGAGAUAUCUGACCUUGUCUUACAAUUACAUAAAUCAGAUAUCGGAUACAUUACACGCUCCACAACUUGACAGCUUGACCUUAGCAGGCAAUCCUCUCCAAUCAUUCUCAUUUUGCAGAGUAAGUUCUCUCUCCCAUCUCCGGAUACUGAAUAUAUCUGGGACAGGUUUGACCAAGAUUGGCUCCUGUCAGGACACUCUGAGAUCACUUGAGAUAUUGGAUAUAGCUGGUAACUAUCUUGACCUACCUCUACCCCAACUCCUAGCUCUACCAAACCUACAACAGCUCAGCGCUGGUCAGAGAAAUAUUUCCGUCUUGUCAAAAACAUCCUUUGUUGGGCUUGACACUCUCCGCAGUAUUGAGUUAUCCUACUCUCCAAUACUGACAAGGAUAGAACCCGGAGUUUUUGCCAGUCUUCACCUUCUAGAAAACAUUAUUAUAACAGGAUGCCCCGGUCUAGAGUAUCUUCCCGUAGGAUUAAUCCUAGACGGAGAAAAUCCACUAAAUAUUGAUUUGCGCGGGAACGGAAUAACCUGGAUAGAUCCCGGUAGCCUACCCUGGAACCGGGUGUUACGCCUAGAUCUUGGAGAUAAUCCUCUACAUUGUGACUGCAGGAUGGUCUGGUUAAUCCCUGUUUUACUGAAUAUCAACCAUACCGCAAUAUGUCGCUCCCCGCUUCAAUUCUCCCGGGUUUCUAUCUCAGAUCUUCAAGAGGAUGAAUUCAACUGCGUGAUACUCGGCCCUCUCCAGGUGUCUGUUGUAUCAGUUUGUCUGGUUCUGAUUUCUCUAGCUCUGGGUAUAAUUGGAUUUCUAGUUUAUAGACGGAAGAAACCUAGCGGAGUGAUUGCAGAUUUCCCUCCUCCGGGUUAUCUACAGCAUUACAAGGGUGGAUGUGAGUUAGGUUGGCCGGAUAAACCUCCGAUCUUUAAUGACGCGGAUUGGGCGUACUUAGAACCUAAAUGUUCUUGUAGAGAGUUGUAUGAAAUACCAGGCCAGGGUAAGGAAUCCAUGGAUAACUAUUAUCAGAAUAGCAGAGGAAUCAAAUCUGAUACUUUAACUAAGUAUUCUAAAUCUUCUCCUAAUCUUGAUAUCUCCAGCACAUUUAGUAGAUCUAGGCAACAUACCUUUAAACUGAAACAAGUUCAGAGUUCAUUAGAUGAUAGAACCAUAUUGGAUGAUUGGAGUAAACCGGAAUUUACCUUAGAUCGGAGUAAGCCAGGCUUAUCCUUAGAUCGGAGUAAACCAGAUUUUACAUUAGACCGGAGUAAAACCGUCCCGUCUCAUCUGAGUUCUGACUAUUUUCUUGCCCAUACAGAUGUUUGUGAGACGUCAAGAAUGGAUAAAUUUCCAAUACUAGAUGUUGACAGGACGGGUUGUAUUGGGACCCGGAUAUCAGGGUUCAAUAUCACAAAUCAUAACAGAGGAGUAGUGUCCACUGUAGACCAGGAGUAUUUAAGCCGGGUUGGAACCCAACCAAAUGUUCAAAACUACUAUUUAGACAUAGGAAACACUAACAUGGAUAGUCCAGAACGUCAGGGAACCGGAUACCAUCCAUUCGUCCGAACAAACCCACGGCUUGGACGAACCCUUCUCUCCGCUAGUUUUGAUCAUCUCAACUCUACAAUUUCUGCUCCUGGAGAAAACAAAGCUGUGUUAAAUCACAAUUCUUAGCACGUCUCACCCUGGUCGACACAAUCACACUUUCAACAGUUUAAACUUGGUUAAAUCAAACCUCAGAGAGAGAAACAUCAAGGGUUCACAUUCUCCUUCUUCUCCAAUAAACAGAACAGUGUAAACAAGAUACAGACAAACUCCAAAUCAGAGUUAAAAAGUUCACAGCAUUACAAAAAAUUCCUAUAAAAGGGAUUGUUCAUGAUUUUGGAUAAUUGAUACUUGAUGGCCAUCCUCUUUAAUUUAAGUUUAAAUGGUUAAAAGCUGAAUAAGUUGACUAUUAUAUAUUCAAAUUAUAGACUGAAAAAAAAUUUACAUAUUAUCUUAUGAAAUUAGCUAAAUUAGCGUAAUUAAGGUUAUAUACUUCUGUCAACUAUAAAAUUUUCACAAAAAGAGCAAGUCCGUGAACAGCCAUUAGAUAUUUCUAUGUAUCAGAUUCCUUUAUCAGAGUUAGAUUUUAAUAAAUCCUAUUGUUUAAAAUGUA
Messenger RNA from Eurytemora carolleeae, 3971 nucleotides. Its product is annotated as leucine-rich repeat-containing protein 15. Lineage: Eukaryota; Metazoa; Arthropoda; Copepoda; Calanoida; Temoridae. The transcript is spliced from 7 exons. The record is from RefSeq and is a predicted model, not a curated record. Bases 1319 to 3487 code for a protein of 722 amino acids. Gene Ontology annotation, molecular function: protein binding.